UCCCCGCCCGCCGCCUCCACAUGCAGAGCCUCUGCAGGGUCAAGAUGCAGUUCCGGACUGUGCUGGACGUGAAAGUCGUGGACGUGGAGAAGAGGCGCAAUCCGUCCAAACACUACGUAUAUCUCAUCAAUGUCACGUACUCUGACAACACCUCCCAUAUCAUCUACAGAAGAUACAGCAAAUUCUUUGACCUACAGAUGCAGAUACUUGACAAGUUCCCAAUUGAGGGAGGGCAGAAAGACCCGAAGAAGAGGAUCAUUCCAUUUCUCCCAGGCAAGAUCCUGUUUCGGAGGAGUCAUGUGCGAGAUGUGGCCAUGAAGCGGCUGCGUUUCAUCGACGACUACUGCAGGGCGCUAGUGCGACUCCCUCCUCAGAUUUCUCAGAGCGAGGAAGUGCUGCGCUUCUUUGAGACGAAAGCUGAGGACAUCAAUCCCCCAGUGGAGGACUAUGGCUCCAAGCGCAAGUCUGGGAUUGACAGCUCGGAGCCUAUGGUGCUGGAGCAGUACGUGGCCGUGGCCAACUACGAGAGACAGGAGAACUCGGAGAUCAGCCUCAAGGCCGGUGAGACGGUGGACGUGAUUGAGAAGAGCGAAAGUGGAUGGUGGUUUGUCAGCACAGUAGAGGAGCAGGGCUGGGUGCCGGCUACAUACUUGGACUCCCAGAAUGGAACCAGAGACGAUUUGGAUCUUGGAACUUCCAGGACUGGAGAAGUUACUAAGAGACGCAAGGCGCAUCUGAAGAGGCUGGACCGCCGCUGGACCCUCGGGGGUAUAGUCAACCGUCAGCAGAGCAGAGAAGAGAAAUAUGUGACAAUCCAGCCAUACACCAGUCAAGGGAAGGAUGAAGUCAGCUUUGAGAAGGGGGUCACCGUGGAGGUCAUCCAAAAGAACCUGGAGGGCUGGUGGUUCAUCAGAUACUUGGGGAAAGAGGGCUGGGCCCCGGCCUCAUACUUGAAAAAGUUGAAAGACGAUCUCUCACCCCGCAAGAAGACCCUGACUGGCCCUGUGGAGAUCAUCGGCAACAUCAUGGAAAUCAGCAACCUGCUGCAGAAGAAGUCGGUCAGCGAGAAGGACAUUCAUACCGAGGGAGAAGGCAGCACCACGCCGGAGCGCCACAUCUCCAAGACUGAGAUCAGCCUGCCCAUGCCCUUUAGCUCAGAAAUCAACGCUGAGACUGGCAGGAGGCUGAGUGCAGGCCGUGACACCAACAGCCCGUGUCUGGGGAUAGCAGCGAGCGCCGCUCUAAACGAAAGUAAAGGGAGAGGCGAGCCAGGGUCCCCAGCUGUCGCAAGAGUGGCCCCGCACAGAGUGGAAAUUGGCUUCGAUGCUGUAGGAUCUCCAAAUCUGAGACAGAAACCUCCCCCAAGGAGAGACACCAACUUGGGAUUCCAGUUGCCUAAACCACCAGAGCCCCCUGCUGUGGAAGCAGAGUAUUACACUAUAGCAGAUUUCCAGUCCUCCAUCUCUGAUGGCAUCAGUUUCCGUGGAGGACAGAAGGCUGAUGUGAUAGAGAAGAACCCUGGAGGCUGGUGGUACGUGCAGAUCGGAGAGAAGGAGGGCUGGGCCCCCUGCUCCUACAUCGACAAGCGCAAGAAACCCAACCUCAGCCGUCGAACCAGCACCCUGACCCGGCCCAAAGUCCCGCCGCCUGCUCCGCCUGUGAAAAAACAAGAACCUGAAGAGGCUCCCCCUCCGAGUAACUCUGCCUCCAAGGUCUCAGAGCAACCUACCAGGCCCGUGUACGAGGAACCUGAAUAUGAUAUCCCAGCAAUUGGAUGCGAAGGUGAGUCUGACACAGAUUCUUUGAAGGAAGAGCGCCCCCUGGAUGUGAAGAUCAGCAACAAGUACCGCAGCUCCCCUCCUUCCUGCAAAGCCUCCCCUCCUGUCUGUAAGGCGUCUCCCGCAUUCAGCCGUCGAAGAGCCUCGUACAGGUCUGUUGAGGAGGUCACAAAAGACAAAUGUAUUUACGAGAACGAUGGUUUCAGGCCAAGCAGCGGCGUUGAAACACCCUCCGCCAAAGGUUCCAGUGAGCCCAACUCCCCAAAAAGUUACCACUCCUCCACAGUCCCAAGAAGACCCUCUGGAUCCUCGCCUCUAGCUGGUAGGCCCAUGAAGACGAUGACGCCAGAGAUGAAUCGCAGAAGUCAGACCCUGGGCAGACAUGUAGACAUCAGCUUCAGGUCCCAGGACAACAGCCCCCUCUCUUCAUCUGAUGAACUGAGCAGAGGACCCAAGAAAAUCCCUCCUUUUACUCGGGAUGUGGAGCAGAGAAUAGGUCAAAGUCCCUCGACCAGGCCCAAGCCUUCUGUCAGACCCAAACCCCUUCUGACCAAAUCCGAGCCACAGAGCCCUGAGCGGAUGGAUAUCACUUCUUUGAGACGGCAGCUGAGGCCCACAAGUCAGUAUCGCCACAGCAUCAAACCUUCUCGAGGGGACGACUCUGAAACUGCAUCUGUCAUCUCAUCGGAGGACUCGAUGUGUUCGCGUAGCACCUCAGAUCUCUCCUCAAUUCACUCUAAAGGGAGUCGCGGGGAUUCCGAUGUUGAAGGCCCCAGUGCUUACCGCUCUCUGGACGCCUAUAAGAAGGUUCAAGACUCUGAGAUCAGCUUUCCAGCUGGGGUGGAGGUGGAGGUUCUGGAGAAGCAGGGGAGCGGUUGGUGGUACAUCCGUUGGGGCUCAGAGGAGGGCUGGGCUCCCUCCUACUACCUGGAACCUGUCAGACACGUGGCUGAUGCUGGUGGGAGGGACAUAGUUGGACACGGGAGUGGUGGUGGCAGUAAGUCCAACAGCCUUGAGAAGAACGAGCAGCACGUUUUGGCCCUCAAUAACAUAAAUAUUCAGGGUGUGACGGCGCAGCAUCCAGGCAUGAGAAGGAAUACCCCGCCGAUUCCUUCCAAGCCCCCUGGUGGCUUCUCGAAGCCGUCUGGGUUGGUGAACGGAGGUGUGCGAAUGAGAAAUGGGGUACGUCAGGUGGCGGUGAGGCCUCAGUCUGUAUACGUGACAACAUCACAGCCACCCAAGGAUGCGCACUACAUGACGGGGUCUCUGAGGAGAAACGAAUCACUCGGUAGAAGUGAUCACUAUAGCUCUGGUUCUGCCACUCUUGGUGUCCGCCGAAAUGCCUCCUUCAGCACUGUGAGGCCACAUGUAGUGGUUGAAAGUCAGACAAGGCCCGCCGAGCGCUCCAGCCUGGGGUCCUCGGGGAGCGCAUUCAGCACAAGCAAUGUAAACCAACGCAACGGCAUCCCAGUGUCCACAGUCCGGCCCAAGCCGAUAGAGAAAAUCCAACUGAUCCACAAUAACUUUGGCAGGGAUGUGUACGUGUCAAUCGCUGACUAUCGUGGCGACGAGGAGACUAUGGGCUUCACUGAGGGCACCUGUCUGGAGGUACUGGAGAGAAACCCCAAUGGAUGGUGGUACUGCCAGGUGCAGGACAGCCUGCUUCCCCGCAAGGGCUGGGUCCCAUCCAACUACCUGGAGCGGAAAAAAUAGAACCACCUCCCCACACAUCCUUACCUAGCCCCCCCCAUCCCGCUUCCCUUUUUCGAUGUCUCCGAGGACACAGGUGGCAUCGCUCCUAAAGAAUGUUACCCGCAAUCUCCUGUAAGCAAUAUGUCCUUGAUAAUGUACAUUUAUGAAAAGACUGUGUAAAAAAAGGAUGAUGUUUUAAUCUGAUAAGGAAGGACACUUUUAGUGCUGGUUUACUAAAAUGUAUACAAAGAGGAGUGUAACAUUUUCCAUAUUUUGACCGGGGGAGUGAGAGAUGUGGGGAAUAUGGGAUUUGUCAGUCGUGAGUGAGGAGUCUUUGAGAUAUGAAAUGAUUGGGAACGUUCACCUCUUAAAGAGGUUCGCAUCAUGUAAUGCAGAAGCGGAGCAGGGUCAUGGCGAUGCUUAUUCCUGCCCAUCACUUACUAUGAUGGCCAAUAAGUGCCUUUUAUAUUUGAUUACCGGAAUGGAGAUUCUAAUUGGUGGAUGGAAAACAUUACAUCAACCAAAUCUUAAGAGUGCCAUAGGCCGAUGAACACCACCAAUGGUAUUACCAUGACCAAGCUAGAGCUACUCUAGAGAGUGAGAACAAAAUGCAGCGUUUCAUUGUAAAUUGGCCAAACUGUUCCAACACACAGACGAAAGAUUGAAAAACCGAGAUUUAAGAACUUUAGUUCACUAGAGAAUUGAAUUGUUUUAAACCACAAAACAUGAAAAAAAACUGAAUCAAUAUUUAAGUCUCAUUAUCACUAUUUCGAUUUCAUUUAAUUCUUUAUUUUAUAAUGUCUCGUGCUGAUGCAAGUCUUCCUUAGAGAAUUAUUUCUGCUUUCUUGUGACAUCUGUUUCCAAAAACAGCCUGCAAAUGGAAGUGUUAAAGCUCCUUAUAGUGUCUGAUGGAUGGAUGUGGUUUUCUCAUAGACCCUAAAUCCCCACAGUGAUAUGCUUAUAUUAAUCCCAGAUAUAACUUUGUGGGAUAACAAAUACCUGUGAAACUUUCAAUCUAACUAUAAUAGUUGGAUAUUGUAUUUUCCUUUAGAGUAGCUUGAGUUCUCUCCAGACCAGAAUCACCUCAGUGUAAUACCCUCAAACAACAGUUUAGGUUUACUCCAGGAACAAUUGAUCUUGUUUUUAUUAGUUCAAGAAUACUGCUGUUGCGUAGCUGUAUUUGAUAAGUACUGGAAAUGCAGCAAAUCAUUGAAUCCCAGGGACAUAUGUGCUCAGCAUUUAGCCCAAAAUGUGAUCAAACCAAAGAGAUAUACCAGUUCAUUGGAUUUUUAGUUUUGCUUUAUUUAUUUAUGUUACAAAAACGAGGUUUCUGAACUGUAUACAAAAGUUUUCCUGGAAGCACUUGAUACAUUUUCUCAGAUAUUGAAGUUACCAGGUAAAUUGUAAUAUUAGGUCUUGCUGUGCAGUUCUGACUUUAUUAUUAAUUAGAAAAACAACAAAGUUUAUCAUUAGAAUUUAAUCAUUUUUCCCAAUUUUUGAAAUUGGUUGGUUUCAUAUCACAGUUUUAAAUUAAUAAAUCUUAAUAAACAAUUGUUGUGAUUAAUACAUCUUAGCCGCCACCGAGAAAUAUAUAGUUCCCCCCAAUGUAAAAGCUAAAUUUGCAAAUGUAAAAUUCUGAGCUGAAGUCCAACUUUCAAAUGCCCAUGGCUGAUGUUCAAGACUGCUGAAAUACAUUUUCUAACGAACGGCCGAAUCUUCCAUCAUGAGGCUGAACACUAACUUGUGAUUAUGUUCCUGCUGGACAGUAUGAUAUUAUGAAACAAAGUACAGUACCUGCUAGAUCGCAGUUAUCUAUUUUAGCCAAAAUCAUAUUUGUUUUUUUGUUUGUUACUUUGUGAUCACACAGUGUCAAUAACGAGGAACGAAGUGGUUCAGUUUUGUGAAUUAGUGCACUUUAAAAUUGUUUUUAUGGUGCAUUAAUGUGAAGAUGCAGUAAAUACUCAGCAUGUUAUUUAUUCAACAAGUGUUUUGUAAUUAUUUAAUAUCUCUAUAUCCCUCCUCACCUCAGAUCAGAGGUGGAACUCUCAAAGUCUCAUUGAGUAGUAUUGGAGAAACAGAGACCUCUUGUGGUAGCUCAAAUGUACUACUAAUCAUCCACAAGGCUUAUUUAUCGGCCUCAGUGCAAUAAGAAAUGCACUGCUGGUCAGUGAGUCUCCCCAAAAACUGUACAGAAAUUUUAUGUUUUUCAGUUUGUUCUUUUUUGAACUCUCAGUGCAGCUAAACAUUUUUUGUAGCAUGUGUAUUGGGCAAUAUUUUUUUUAGGAAAUUUCCAAAAUUCCCUUUUUUUCUUUAUGCUGUUUGCUGCAACUUUAGCAAAUCAUGGGCACUUCCUUCACCUUUAUUGUGCUUUACAUAAUGCCUGAUUUUAAGCAUAUUUAUUAUGAUUUUUUUACAUUUUAUCACUGUUUGACAAUAACCUCGCCACCUUUAAAAUAUAUAACAGAUUGUUAUUGUUGAAUAAACAUGUUCUUAGUCUCACUGCUACUGUGCAAAAUGCAGACUCAGCGGUCAAGAAAAAUUCCCAAAUACCAUGAUUUACUUGAGAAUGUGAGAUUUUUGCAUAACGACCCAUAAAUAAUACAAAUUUGAAAGUAGGCAGUUGAUAUUUGCUGUGAGGCAAAUCCCACCCAGACGACGGCAUUAUGUAAAUGUGUUGAAUCACUGUUACCCUUUUUGCUCCAGCACAUGUUAUUAUUGCAUAUCGCUUUGUUUGAUCGAGCUGAACUUAUUUUGCAAGGGAAUGGUUCUGUGUUGAACAUACAUUUACCUGUGUAGCAUCUAUCUCUAUUCAUGCUUUUACAUGGGUUUUUUUUUUUAUUCUGCCCCAUUUUGUCAAAUUCUGAAAUGUACCUGCGAGAAAUUGUGCAAUAGAUUACAAUCGGUUUCAACAAGAGGAGAAAAACGUGAACGUCAAUGCCAUUACGUGAUGUGGGGAGAAGAGGUUCCCGGUCAAACUGCCAGUCAUGAGCUUUUACCAUGAUGUAAAGAGGAGUGAGUCAGAAAGAUGUGGGGGGGCUCCAAACGCAUCAGAAGCUCAUUGGACCAAAGCAGCCGUACGUGACUCUUCAUCAUCUCCUGACGUCACAGACUUUUGGAACUGACAUGAGAGUCUCUGCUCCCCCUGCCUCGCAUCAGCAGUGGACAGUGAUUUGUGAAUGACAAGGCAGAAACCCACUGACCCAUUCUGUGGUGACAUUACAGCCAUCUGGGGUCACAGAUGGAGAGCCCCGGCCCUGUCGUCAGGGGCCCUUAGCGGCCCCGCCCUGAGCUGUCACGUUCGUGCCUGAAUGGAGUUUUGAUAGUUUCUUGUUUUUGUGUUGUUGUUUUUCCUCUCCGUUUUCUCUGUGUGCGCCCCCCCGCCGCCGCCGCCGCAGCCGCAGCCGAUGCCUCUCUUGACAUUCACCCCACCCUAGUAAGACUAUGUCAGACUUUUCCUUCCUCACCAAUCACCACAUUGAAGGUGACAUUUGAGUCUCAGUGGUAAACAAGAGGCUGGGGGAGAUGAACGCUCCUUUAGGCCAUUUCAGUUCAAUCCAUCAACUUCCAGGAUGUACGCCAAAAAUAAAAAACAGCAUCACAACCUUUUCUCUAUGCUGAGCCCCAGCAGGCCGUAUCUAAGUGCUACAGGAGAAUAAGAGCACAUAGGCCUUCUAUCCAUAGCGGUUGUUUGGGUAUAUCGUUAAACUCCACCUUAAAAAGGUCACUCCCGUGUUUUUGGGAAACAAAUGUAUUCAGUUUCUUGCAGAGAGUAAAAGUAUAAAAAAAUUUGAUUUGGAAAAUAUUGAAAUAUCUCUUAAUGAGGGAGAGUGAGUACAUUUAGGGAUUUUUAAAUGGUAAAUUUAACUUUUUCUAUUGAGAAGCCAUAUUUGACACAAAGUAUGUGAAGGUUAUCUUUAAAUAUGGAGCGUGAGCCCAGAGUCUGUUAGCUUAGUUUAGCAUUAAGAGGGGAAGCAGGGGAAACUGCUUGUCUGGAUAAUGUGAAUUAUCUGGAGACCUACAACAACGUGUCACUUCUACACAGUUUGUGUACAGAUUAAACAAACACAAUGUAAUGUGUUGAUUACUGAGCUUCAGGGAUGCUCAUACCUUCAGCCAUGCUAGCUGUUCCCCCCUGUGUACAGUCUUUAUGCUCAGCUAAGCUAACCGUCAGCUGGCUGGGAAAUAAACAUAUUUCCCAAAAAUAAUAUAUUUACAAUGAUAUAUUUCCUUUUCCGGUCCAGUGGCUCAGCCUGUCGCAGCUGCAUUGCUCUUAAACCUGCUCGUGCAUCCGCGUGGCACAAUAGAAAUGGAAUUGUCGGAGGUACUAUUUUUUGCACAUGCCAACACACACGUGAUGAUAAGGAAUCAUUCAUUCUGCAGAGGAAAUGUACGAGUCCCCUGACCUUUUCCUGGAGGUCACCCGGGUGAGACGGCUCCACCAUGUUAUCCCUCGCUCCCUUGUUAUUUGAACAAAUGGACGACACCUCUCGGGCGUGAAGCACCUUAAGCUCUGCAGCUCCCAAAAGCCGGCUGCUGCCAUAACAUCCUCCCCCUCACCUGUUCUCUCUCUCUCUCUCUCUCUAUCCGCCAUCGCCACAUGUAUCUCCCUCCUUCCUCGACACAGCCCAGCACUCUAUUCCCAGUGAGAUGAUUGAGGUAGUAGGGUUUGUGGUGGAGGGACAAAGUUGUUUGCGUGUGUGUGUGUGUGUGUUUGCUGGAUGUAAUGGAUUGUUGCAGGUGUUUAGCUCAUGAGGGGAGAUGUUAGAGGUCGUGGGGGAGACGUAGCGAGAGCAGGAUGCAGGGAGACACAAGACGGAUCAAGUGGUGGAUUCUAGUAGACGUGGUGAGAGGGAGGUGAGAGGAGGGCGGCUUUGAUGCGAGGGAGAUUAAAGACGGGUGGGCACCACUUCCACUCGGAAAACUGAGACACAAUAAUUCCUUUUGACAGGGAGUCGGCCCACUCUAUCAGAACUCCUUUACCCACCUUUCUGAAAACCUGACACCUAAUGAGCUCGCUGCUUCUAAACCUGAGCUCUGAAUUCCCGUCUGUCCAAACAUUGUUCUAAUUGCAGCACAUGAAGUUUUUUUUGUAGCUGCUUCAACAAGACACUGCAGAGACAUAUCAGUCGCAGUGUACGGGAGCUUCUCUGGGCCUCACUCCCUGUCCGUAGGAAAAAAGAAAACCUUUGGAGCCGAUCCUACGUCUAGUUUUUAGCUUCUUUCACUGUCAGUGUCUUCAGAUCUUACGUAGCCCAGAGGGUGAGGGAGUCAAGCUGGGUGCUGGAAAAGGUUUUUGGGGAAUAAGAAGAAAAAAAAGAAAAAGGCUUCAUAUGGUGGAUUCCUUGUGGCUUUUCUCUCCCCCUGACGUAUUCCUUUGUGUUCUCACUGAGUGCACCAAUGGUUUGGAGGGGUUCAUUCUUAUCUGAUGAAACAAGCUUUAAUUCAUGAUGGAAAGAAAUGGAAAAAAAAGGCAACGGCACUGAGCUCUGGAGUUAAUGAAGGCAGGAGUUUGAUGGAAGGAGGGGAAGGUCUGAUAGGAAAGUUUGAGUAAGUUUGUGGGAGCAGGUGGGAUGUAUUUAGGGGGUUGAUUUUGGAGGUUUUUUAAUUAAUAUCUAGUUUUUGUUUGAGAGGGAGAGAAGAGGGAAAAGAACAAGCGUCGCUGCAGGGCUUUUUUUCAAGCAGUUGCUGUAGGGAAAAAAAAAAGGAAAACAGGUCUGUGAAUAAGGGAAUGCUGAUUAUUUAUGUCAUUCAGAGAACUUCCUCACAGAAUCGGAGUUGUUUGACGCGCCGGCGGGCAUCAGCGGGAGCUGUCUCCCAGCUCCUGGAGGAGGCUGUGUUGAGGAACGAGUCGCGCCGCUGUGUGUCUCUGUGCUACUUUUCUUUGUCUCUGUUUGAAUCCCCGUUUCUAAUUAGCACAACAGUGUGUCUUAAUUAACCUUAGCCAGUCAGACGAUAUUCCAGCGCUAACGGCUUCUUAAUCAGCGAGGCUGCUGCCAUUCUGCGUGGGAGCCUCCGGUGCUGGAUGGAGCUCAGCCAUAUCUGUGCGGCGGAGGCGAGCUGUCAGCGGGGAUUGAUGCUGAGUGACAGCUGGCGUAGAUUGGUGAGAAGGUGGAGCCUGCUUUUAGCCUCGACGUUGCAUUUAUAGAAUUGAAUCUGACACCACCCUGCUGUGCGAAGCAGUGUGCCAAAGAAACUUGGAGGCCCGACGCCGUCGAGCUCUUGAUCUGUAAAUUCUGACAAAAACAAUCCGUUACCAGCAUGACAGCCACACUCAGAAACACAACAACAACUGCAGGCCUCGAGUUGGACCAAUGGAGGUGCUCUUCUUUUUAUUUCCUGGUUUCGCUCUGUUUCUUAUUGCCAUUGUUGUUAUGCAAAAUUCUGUUUAACUUUUGCAAACUCCUCGUUUUCAAAAAGAUCUGCGAUGAGAAGGCUCAGGAGGCUUUAUACAGCUGUAAAUGUCAGUGAAUCCUCCAUUGAUGAGUCAUAUGGCUGCCAAACCACACGUGGUGAAAAUGCCAUAUAAACAUCACAAUGUGCAGCAAGAAGCGAACAACAGUCCAGAUUCCUCUCUGAUGGGAGGCUUUCUGCACGUGUGCAUUCCUUUUUGAAAACAGGACAUUUUUCUUAUCUACUGUUUUAUUUUGACAAGUCUUGUUCCUUUUUUUGUAUCUUGUACAUGUUUACAUUGUAUCUCGCAUUGCCCAAAAAGAGAAACAAUAUUAAAUGUAUUAUCUUUGUUGUUUUA
Pleuronectes platessa (European plaice) is the source of this 10218-nucleotide messenger RNA. RefSeq names its product SH3 and PX domains 2Aa (gene sh3pxd2aa). Gene Ontology annotation, biological process: superoxide anion generation. The record is from RefSeq and is a predicted model, not a curated record. Bases 21 to 3491 code for a protein of 1156 amino acids. Lineage: Eukaryota; Metazoa; Chordata; Actinopteri; Pleuronectiformes; Pleuronectidae. The transcript is spliced from 15 exons. Gene Ontology annotation, molecular function: phosphatidylinositol binding; protein binding; superoxide-generating NADPH oxidase activator activity.